AUGGCGGACGAGCAACAACAGCAGCACCUUCCCCGUCAAUCUGCGCCCAGUUUUGACAGAUUGGAAAAUUUCAAUUUCCUCCUUUCUCGUCACGACCCUGCCCUGGCUAAGAGUCGCCAUUAUUCCUUUGACGCCGAUUCGACCGGUCUGGCGCCACCACCGCUCAAUAACAGCGUGAGCAUGGAUUACGACCAAACGGAAGGCAUGGGGGGUCUUUCAGUCAGUUCUUAUGAGUCGCUCGAGGACGAGCGCAGUUCCUUGGAUCUCAGAGGUUAUCCCUAUGCCGACAAAUCCAUCAACUAUUCUCUCCCUACAGACCAAAUGCUCUCGUACUCGGCUCAUCCGAUAUAUCCACCAAUCCCUUACACUACCGAUGAUCUGGGCCAUGCACCAGGCGCCUUGACGCCUUCUGAUGUAUCCUCGUCCAUCUCACCACCAAACGGCCAGAUCGGGAAUACCAAGUACAGCACUUCCAUUCCCAGCGACCGUAUCGCAUCCGCCCUUGGGCAAGAAGAACAUGCCCGGCAUUCUGCCGAAGAAGACCGACGGCGGCGCAACACAGCCGCCAGCGCCCGCUUCCGCAUGAAGAAGAAGCAGCGGGAGCAAACACUGGAGCGGAGCGUGCGCGAGACGACCGAGAGGAACGCUGCCCUCGAAGCCCGCGUCGCCCAACUGGAGAUGGAGAAUCGAUGGUUGAAGAACCUUCUGACAGAGAAGCACGAGGCCACUUCUUCUCGUGCGGCCCCAUCAUCGAAUGAAACUCCCGAAAAGAAUCAAAAGUCGACCUCGAACGCCACGGGAAGCGGACAAAAACAUAUUCAGCCAAAAAAGAAGGGCGUAGGGACCGACGCUUGA
Messenger RNA from Aspergillus chevalieri, 855 nucleotides. Its product is annotated as bZIP transcription factor. The coding region runs from base 1 to 855 and encodes 284 amino acids. The transcript is spliced from 2 exons. Gene Ontology annotation, cellular component: nucleus. Lineage: Eukaryota; Fungi; Ascomycota; Eurotiomycetes; Eurotiales; Aspergillaceae. The record is from RefSeq and is a predicted model, not a curated record. Gene Ontology annotation, biological process: regulation of transcription by RNA polymerase II. Gene Ontology annotation, molecular function: RNA polymerase II transcription regulatory region sequence-specific DNA binding; DNA-binding transcription activator activity, RNA polymerase II-specific.